Messenger RNA from Vanderwaltozyma polyspora DSM 70294, 717 nucleotides. RefSeq names its product translation initiation factor 6 (gene TIF6). Gene Ontology annotation, molecular function: ribosomal large subunit binding. Gene Ontology annotation, biological process: maturation of LSU-rRNA; assembly of large subunit precursor of preribosome; ribosomal subunit export from nucleus. Lineage: Eukaryota; Fungi; Ascomycota; Saccharomycetes; Saccharomycetales; Saccharomycetaceae. The annotation marks the transcript as partial. Gene Ontology annotation, cellular component: preribosome, large subunit precursor; cytosol; nucleolus. The transcript has a single exon. The record is from RefSeq and is a predicted model, not a curated record.
AUGGCUACUAGAACUCAGUUUGAAAAUUCUAAUGAAAUAGGUGUUUUUUCUAAGUUAACCAACACUUAUUGUUUGGUUGCUUUAGGUGGCUCUGAAAAUUUCUAUUCUGCUUUUGAAGCCGAAUUAGGUGAUGCUAUCCCAAUCGCUCACACUACUAUUGCAGGUACUCGUAUUGUAGGUAGAAUGACUGCUGGUAAUCGUAGAGGUCUAUUAGUCCCAACACAAACUACUGAUCAAGAAUUAUUGCAUUUGAGAAAUAGUUUGCCUGAUUCUGUUAAAAUUCAAAGAGUCGAAGAAAGAUUAUCUGCCUUAGGUAACGUAAUCUGUUGUAAUGAUUACGUUGCUUUAGUUCAUCCUGAUAUUGAUAGAGAAACUGAGGAAUUAAUAAGUGAUGUUUUAGGUGUUGAAGUUUUCAGACAAACAAUUUCAGGUAAUAUCCUUGUUGGAUCAUAUUGUGCAUUAAGUAAUCAAGGUGGUUUAGUUCAUCCACAAACUAGCAUUCAAGAUCAAGAAGAAUUAUCUUCCCUAUUACAAGUACCAUUAGUUGCUGGUACUGUUAACCGUGGUAGUUCAGUUGUUGGUGCCGGUAUGGUUGUAAAUGAUUACUUAGCUGUUACUGGUUUGGAUACUACUGCUCCAGAAUUAAGUGUUAUUGAAAGUAUCUUCCGUUUGCAAGAUGCUCACCCAGAUUCUAUAUCUGGUAACUUACGUGAUACU